UUAGUAGUUCCAGUUGACUGCAGUUCUGUGCCAUCGCUCCAGUAGUUCCAGCCGACUGCAGUUCUGCCGACCGCCGCUCUUGUUUCCUCCGACCAGCCUCCACCGCUCCAAUCUUCUCCGUCGCUCCGUCUCCUCCAUUGGCCAGCUUUGUUGGGUCAGGAUAAAAAGAUGGUUGAAGUUAUUUUAGGCAUGCCUGGGCCAUGGGCUGAUGAUAUCUAUGAAGUAGCUGAUCAUUAUACAACAAAAAUUGGUGGAGUUCCAGAUUGGCCUGUUUCAGUUAGCAUGAUGAGGUCCCAUCUGCUUGAGUGCAGUGCAUGUAAAAGCAAUCUCUGUCUCCUUGCACAGGUUUAUGCUCCUAUUUCAAGCAAGAAUGCCAGCAUUGAAGAACGUGUAAUUUAUAUUUUUGGUUGUGCUGCACCAAAAUGUGGGAGCUCACCUGUAAGCUGGAGAGCUAUUCGGGUUCAGAAAUCUGUUAGUGGUGAAGGAUCAAAGCCCCCAUCUGAUGAGUCUGCCCAUGCACCUGCAUCUUCUGUUUCUACUACAAAUAAUGACUGGAAAAAGGAUUUGUGGACAUUUGAUUCUACUGAAGAGGAGGAUAAUGAAAACAAUGAUGAUAUAGAUUUGGAAGACUUGAGUAGAGCAUUUUCUGAAGCUGCAAGCCUUGCUUCUCAAUCCAAGAAGCAAAUUCACAAUCAUGAAUGUGAUGCAAAACCUUCACCUUUAGGCCACACAGCUAGAGUGAUUGAUGAAAAAAUCCCAGUGCUGCCUUGUUUCUAUAUACAUGCUGAGGAGGAGAAAUUCUCUAAAGAGAGCAGUUCUGCAUGUUCAAAAGACACUCUGCUUUCUAUCAAGGAACAAAAUGCUGAUUCUGAUCAUUCAAAAGAUGAAAUGUGGGAAGAAGAGAGUUAUGAAUAUGACAGAGCACCAAAUGCGGACAGGAUUUACCUUAAAUUCAAAAAGCGAAUGGACUCAUACCCUCAGCAAUGUUUCAGAUACUCGUAUGGUGGAAAGACACUAUUAGCCUCUGCGGAGCACAGUGAUCCUGGGAUGUGCAGGCUCUGUGGUGGAUCUAGGCACUAUGAAAUGCAGCUGAUGCCCCCAUUGCUAUAUUUUCUACAUGAAGCGACUAGCAACCAACUGAGACAAUCUCUGGAGAACUGGAACUGGAUGACUUUAAUUAUCUACACUUGUUCCGAGAGUUGUUCAAACUAUUCCUCUGAAGAAAACUGUGGUAAAGAUGGGUGGAUAGUGGUAAAGGAGGCCAUUGUUGUACAAUAUGAAUAGAAAGCAUUAUAUUAUAUACACGGAUCACAAUAUAACAGUUACUAUUGUGUUUUAUUUCUCGUAAGCCUUCUGAAAUUUUAGUUUGGUUUGUGAUGAUAGUUCAAUACUAGAAUUUGAAAACCAUGAUAAUUUUUCUG
Messenger RNA from Ipomoea nil (Japanese morning glory), 1421 nucleotides. Its product is annotated as programmed cell death protein 2-like. The coding region runs from base 169 to 1284 and encodes 371 amino acids. Gene Ontology annotation, cellular component: cytoplasm. NCBI's taxonomy places the organism in Eukaryota, Viridiplantae, Streptophyta, Magnoliopsida, Solanales, Convolvulaceae. The record is from RefSeq and is a predicted model, not a curated record. The transcript has 8 exons.